UUGUUGUUCUAACAUUACAUUUAUAUGCACAUUGAUGCAUUUAAGGGAGAGGCAUAGCCUUUUGAGAAGUACUCUCCUCUGUUUCCCUAUCAAAUCCCAAAUCCAAAUUAAUAGCAAAUCUGCCCCGUCAUGUCAUAUCUAUGUAAAUCUCUGUUUAAUUCUUCUGCUUCUUGGUUUUGUAAUUUGGUUGUUUUCAACAUCUCGGAGUGGUUAGAUCUUUUUCAAUUGUCAUUAUUAACCUGUGCUUAUUUGUUUCAUGUGGAGUUUACUUUUUCCCUAUGCUCAAACAAAUCAAACAGUUAUGUGCUGAUUGCAACACCUGGCUUCACCAUUACCCCAGAGCUCUAUAAAGAAAAAGGACCGCUAGCAGCCCAUGGACUAUUGGACUUCUGUUUGUUUACAUUUUAAAUAUACCUUUUUAAAAUGUUAUUGUACAGGUAUAAAGCUGUAGGCAUUAGAUUGGACUCUGGUGAUCUUGCUUAUCUAUCGUGUGAAGCCCGGAAAUUCUUUCAGGCUAUUGAGAAGGAAAUUGGAGUGUCUGAUUUUGGAAAGAUGAGCAUCACAGCUAGUAAUGACCUGAAUGAAGAAACAAUAGAUGCUUUAAACAAACAGGGUCAUGAAGUUGAUGCAUUUGGAAUUGGAACUCAUUUAGUUACAUGUUAUGCUCAACCUGCUCUGGGUGUUGUAUUUAAAUUGGUGGAAAUAAACAAUCAGCCUCGGAUAAAACUUUCUGAAGACGUUUCAAAGGUUUCUAUUCCAUGCAAAAAACGAUGUUACAGAUUAUAUGGGAAGGAUGGUUAUUCCCUUGUAGACAUAAUGAUUGGAGAAAAUGAACCACCUCCAAAGGUAGGUGAAAGAAUAUUGUGUCGUCAUCCAUUUAAUGAAUCCAAGAGAGCACACGUGGUACCACAACAUGUUGAGGAGCUUCUGAAGUGUUUUUGGCCUGGUAGUUCAGGAAAAGCUAGAGAAGAAUUACCCCCUAUUAAGUUGAUCAGAGAACGUUGUAUUAAACAACUGGACCAGAUGCGGACCGAUCACAUGCGAAGGUUGAACCCAACUCCUUACAAGGUUAGUGUAAGUGCAAAGUUGUAUGACUUCAUCCACUUCUUAUGGCUCAAUGAAGCGCCCGUUGGAGAGUUGCAGUGAAAGUUUCUAGUGACACGCUGAGUGAGAUAUAAGUAUAAAAAUACCUUAGAAGCUGAUGAAUCUCUCUUUGCUGACAGUAGAGUUCACAUGUUUCUAUAUUGAUUGAAGAAUAAUGUUUUUUUCAUUUUCCUGUUUAGGUUUUUGUUCAAGAGAAGUAUACGUGUAAAUAUGCUUCUUUUCUAGUCUUGUCUAAUUUCAUUAACAGCAUGUAAUUUUUACAAAUGUUCACAAGGGAAUUCAGUGCAUUCUUGAAAAGUUAAUAAGUUCUUCUUU
Olea europaea var. sylvestris is the source of this 1419-nucleotide messenger RNA. RefSeq names its product nicotinate phosphoribosyltransferase 2-like. Gene Ontology annotation, biological process: NAD+ biosynthetic process. Gene Ontology annotation, molecular function: nicotinate phosphoribosyltransferase activity. The transcript has 6 exons. Lineage: Eukaryota; Viridiplantae; Streptophyta; Magnoliopsida; Lamiales; Oleaceae. The coding region runs from base 424 to 1146 and encodes 240 amino acids. The record is from RefSeq and is a predicted model, not a curated record.